CGGCAUUUGCAAAGAACAAACAAAGAAGCAAUUCACUCUAUAUCUAUAUAUGGCAGCUGUAUAUCUAUAUAUGGCAGCUGGGCUGAUGAGAUGUGAAAUAUAUGUGGUGGUUUCGGUGUGGGAGGACCGCGAAAGGCGAUGCCUUUCAGCAGCAUGAUCCAGGAGAUGAAGGGCAAGAUCGGCGCCAUCUCGUUGCGCGGCGUGCUACGGUUCCGGCCGGGGGGCCACGCCGGGGCCGGGCGAGCGCCGGCAGCCGAGCCGGACGAGGCGUCGCGGGAGGGCUGCUGGGCGCAGUUGCCUUUCGAGCUUCUACGUAUGGUGCUGGUCAGGGUCGAGGACCAGGAGCCACGGUGGCCGGCCCGCAGCGCCAUCGUGGUGUGCGCCUGCGUCUGCCGCUGCUGGAGGGCCGCCGUCAAGAUUGUGCGCGUGCCGGAGGCUUCUGGGAAACUCACCUUCCCCAUCUCUCAACCUGGCCCAAGGGAUGCCCCUCUCAAAUGUUUCAUCAGGAGGGACCGGGCUGCUCAGUCGUAUUCUCUGUGCCUUGGAGUCACUGAUGGGUUAGCUGAUGAUGGGAAAUUUCUACUUGCUGCACGCAAAUGUCGUAGGCCCGCAUGCACUGAAUACCUAAUCUCGCUUGAUGCGAAGAACACAUCGGCUGGUUCCUACAUUGGCAAGCUAAGAUCAAACUUCUUGAGAACAAAGUUUACCGUCUAUGAUGCUCAUCCACCUUGUGCCAGAGCUGCGGUUUCAAAGGGGUACAUGAUCGGCUCAGCCCAAGUUUCUCCUGGGGUACCUGCUAGGAAUUAUAUGGUUUCUCACAUUUCUUACUAGGCGACUUUGGGUUCUAGUUAUAUUCCAGGACCUGCCGGAGAGGAUCAAGCUGCUGCAGGAAGAGAUCGGGCAGUAGCAGGAGGAGGCGCCGGGCAUGCUCAGCGUUUUCCGGGACCUCAACCCCGACGAGAUGGUGGCCAGGAACACCCCAAGUCCGACGUGGUGCGGAAGGAGGGCGGCGACACCCGGGUGGAGAUCUACUAUGCCGCGUGCACUUCAACGGUGAUGGCUCGUGGGAUGUGAUUAGGGAUGGUAAUGGAAUUGUCUCUUCACAAUUUCUUUGAGCCCUUAAUUAAUUUUAGUUCAAAAAUGAAUAGAAAUAGAACCUGAUUCUAAUCC
Messenger RNA from Zea mays, 1170 nucleotides. RefSeq names its product tubby-like F-box protein 11. The coding region runs from base 139 to 831 and encodes 230 amino acids. Lineage: Eukaryota; Viridiplantae; Streptophyta; Magnoliopsida; Poales; Poaceae. Gene Ontology annotation, molecular function: protein binding. The transcript has 6 exons. The record is from RefSeq and is a predicted model, not a curated record.